Messenger RNA from Nymphalis io (European peacock), 979 nucleotides. RefSeq names its product probable small nuclear ribonucleoprotein Sm D1 (gene SmD1). Gene Ontology annotation, biological process: RNA processing; spliceosomal snRNP assembly. Gene Ontology annotation, cellular component: U4 snRNP; U1 snRNP; U5 snRNP. Gene Ontology annotation, molecular function: RNA binding. Lineage: Eukaryota; Metazoa; Arthropoda; Insecta; Lepidoptera; Nymphalidae. Bases 120 to 497 code for a protein of 125 amino acids. The transcript has a single exon. The record is from RefSeq and is a predicted model, not a curated record.
UAAUCAAGCUGGCAACACUCACAAACCGCCAUAUUUUGUUUGUAGUUUUGAGGUUAAGAUCUAUAAAGCGACGCCAGUUUUGUUUUUGUUAAAAAUAUAAAAACAACCAAAGAAUAAACAUGAAAUUAGUAAGAUUUUUGAUGAAAUUGAGUCACGAGACGGUCACAAUCGAACUAAAGAACGGUAGUGUCGUUCAUGGUACCAUCACCGGUGUCGAUGUAGCAAUGAACACACAUCUUAAAGCAGUCAAAGUAACAUUAAAAAACAAAGAGGAGUUGCAGUUAGAAACUCUGAGCAUACGCGGAAACAAUAUUAGAUAUUACCUCCUUCCAGACAGCUUACCUUUGGAGACGUUACUUAUCGAUGAUGCUCCAAAGGGUAAGGGUAAACGAGAAGGGUUCCCGCGCGGCAGCACGAGAGGCGGCAGAGGAAGAGGUCGAGGUGGUCGCGGAGGUCCAAGAGGAGGUCGUGGAGGCCGCGGUCGUGGACGUCGAUAAUUACCAGUGUUCUCUAGAUCAUAAGUUUCAUAUGUGAUUACAGUAUAUUCCUUCGUAAAAGUGUUUUAUUUUCAAUUCAGUGACUGUAUAAAUCAAGUGUAAUCGUAAGGUAACUUAAACUAAAUAGUUAUUUAAUAACCUACAUUAAAACUCAGAUAGUUUGAAUUUAUGUCAAGUUUUCUAAUGUGUAUACAUUUUGUAAGACCAUUUAAAUAUAUAAAAAAAUAAAGUAAUCCUAAUUUUACAAGAAAGUUUCUUUCCAAUGUCACCAUGAAGAAACUAUAAUUUCGUAGCAGACUUAAAUGCUUUUUAAUGGGAAAAAAAUUAUUUGUUUUGGUGACUUAAAAGUUCAAUUUAUAGUUAGGUUAAAAAAACCUAUAGCUUAAGGUAAAAAUUUGUACCCAAAUUUUUAAAAAGGUUAAUAAUAAUAUAGAACAUUUUUGUUACAUACUAAUAAUUUUAAAUAAAUAUAACACAAAUGA